CUUCCUAAACGCAUGCAGCACUACAAUCUUUAACUAGUAUUUUAUUCCCACGGAAAAAUGAAGCGAUCGAAAAGUACCUCAGAACGACUGAAGACGGAUAAAUGUUGGGAGGAUCAAAACGGAAUCAUUAAAAAGAAGCUCAAAUCUGCGAAGAAUACUUCAACUCGCCGCGGGUCUGUAUUUUAUUUCCUCGGAAUUUUACUUGUUGCAUUUGGAGGACUGGCUUAUUUUUACUCGAGACUUUCUAACAAGACUGCAAUUAUUAGAACCACGAAAACAGAAACAAUCAAUUACAAAACGCCUCCGAGAGAAAAACCCACUGUCCUUUUGUGGUGUCCAGGAGUGCCUUUGAUUCACAUGCGACACGUCAUUCUCGUCUUCCAACGUCUCGGAUACAAAGUGACGACAGACGUGGGUGUCGAAUGGGACGUGCUGUGGGCCCAUCGCUACCCUUUCGACGAGUUGGUCAAAAAACUGAAACCCAACCAAAGGGUCAACAAGUUUCCGAGCUCCGGUUUCGUCACUCAAAAGGUCGAGUUGGCGACUUCCGGCGGCCUCGGCAUUCCCCCUGCCUUUCGCUUGCCCGACGAUAAGCAAAAGUUUCUCAUUUAUGCAAAAGAAAAUCCUGAAGCACAAUUUCUCGAAAAAGACCUUCAUCACCGCUCAGUUCGAUUGAAACCUUUGAGCGAAAUAAAUUUAGACUCGACAAACAGUUUCGUCCAAAAAUUCAUUUCAAAUCCGUUCCUCGUUGAUGGCCGCGUUUUUGACAUUGGAGUGCCAGUUGUUCUGACCUCCAUCGACCCGUUGCGGAUCUACAAAAUUACUGGGGACAUCGUGUUUCGGUUCUGUAAGGAUCCGUACGAGAACUUGAACGCUUCAAACUUGAACCAGUACGUGAUUGCGGACGAUUACAUCCCUUCAUUUGAUUCGCCCGCCUUGAAAAAAUACUUGCAACUUUCUUAUUCUCUGGAGGAAUCGUUUGAUGCGCAUCUCCAGAGCAAAGGCAUCGAUCCAAAGUUAAUCUGGGAACAAAUUGACGAUCAAAUCGUGUCUGCUUAUUUGACGCGCGAGGCCAAAUUCGCCUACUGGUCGCUGCAGUACGGCCACAAACGCAGCUUUUUCGAACUGGUCCGCUUCGAUUUUAUGCUCGACAGUGAUUUGAAAGUCCACCUGAUCGAGGCAAACAUGUCGCCAAGUCUGUCUUCCGCUGACCAUCCGCCAAAUGGCAUCCGUUUUGAGCAAGUCGCGUUCACCACCCUGUCCCUCGUCGGCCUCGCCAAUUAUGUGCACCCGCCCUUCCAAAAUUCGACCGAGGCCAAGGAUAUGAUUGUGGCCGAAAGGAACUUGAUGGUUUUUCGAGAAAUUUGCGUUCUUUGCAAAAACUGUGAAAAGUUUGAAUGCAGACUUUGCGCCCCUUGCUUGGCCCAAAACGAGGAAUUGACUUUUGAUUUGAAAAUGGCCUACAAAGAGCACAUGAACAAAUUCAGGAGCGUCAGAAUCUUUCCUCCAAGAAUGACUCAAGAGCAGGCCAAGUUGGGAAUUCCUUACGCGUAUUUAAAUCAUCGUUUAACCACGAAAAAUAUGCUUCUGGCCCGAUGGUUUCAAGGGAAAUGUCUUACAGACAAAUCUUGGUGUUGAAAUCCUCGGCCAAGAUUCAAACACAUCAAUUGCUAUUGACAAAGAGUUUUAAUUUUAUUUUGAAUCAUAGCUGAAAACAAUCUAGAUUUAAAAUAAAGAUUAGGAGCAAACAAAUUAUGCAUUUUUAUUAAAAAAUGCGUUUGAAAAUAAUAAUAAAUUUUUUUUUAAAUUUUGUCAUUUUUUUCCAAUCAUAGAAAAUGAGAGAUAAAUUUUUGGCCAUAAAAAAAUAUUUUU
This is a messenger RNA of Neocloeon triangulifer, 1872 nucleotides long. Its product is annotated as probable tubulin polyglutamylase ttll-15. The record is from RefSeq and is a predicted model, not a curated record. Lineage: Eukaryota; Metazoa; Arthropoda; Insecta; Ephemeroptera; Baetidae. Gene Ontology annotation, biological process: protein modification process. The coding region runs from base 58 to 1638 and encodes 526 amino acids. The transcript has 9 exons.